UAAUUAAGUUUUUACAGAAAUAUAAUCAACCUUUUCAGGUUUUUUUAUGGUAUCAGAUUCUUAUUAACUGAACAAUAAAUCAAACUUUCUCCAUAUCGGACAUGUCUACAUCCGAGCCAUGGAAGGAUUCCAAUCACCCCUUAUUUCUCCACCACUCCGAUCAACCAGGUGCCAUCUUGGUUUCGCAACAAUUAGUGGAAGAUAACUUUACUACUUGGCAAGAAUCUAUGUUGAUGGCUCUAACCAUCAAAAACAAAGUUGGCUUUGUCACCGGCUCUCUGCCACGCCCAACUGACAACCCAACCGAGGAGCUUCAAUGGGAACGAUGCACUGUUCUCGUCAAAACUUGGCUGCUCGGAUCUAUGUCGAAGGAGAUAUCUAAAAGCGUCAUCCAUUUCAAGGAUGCCCGAGGUAUUUGGAUCGAACUUAUCGAAAGGUUUUCUCAAUCUAACAUUGUUUCUCUCUUUAAUGUUGAAAAGGCAAUUCAUGACUGCACUCAAGGAAGCGACUCUGUCAGUACAUAUUUCACCAAGUUAAAAUCUUUAUGGGAUGAAAAAGAUGCUCUGACUGGCUUUCUUCCCUGCCCCUGCACCACCACAGACAAAAUCAAGGUAUACUUUGAAAAUCAAAAGACUAUGCAAUUUUUAAUGGGUCUUAAUUCAGAUUUUGAGCAAGUCCGCAGCAGCAUUAUUGGCUUGGAUCCCUUUCCUGCGCCAAACAAAGCAUACUCGAUGGUUCUCCGUCAAGAACAACAAGCAAAGAUCCCUUCUAAGUCUCUACCACCAAGUGACACUUCAGCUUUUGCUAUCCACGGAGGUAAGGAGGACCUCAACAGCUCGGCUUUUGCUAUUAAACGAAGCAAAGAGUCGCUGCUCCCUGGUGCCUCUAAAUCAUGUGACAAAUGCAACAUGUCCAACCACUCUACAAGGCAGUGUCGCUCUCACCUCACGUGCUCUUUUUGCAACAAUAAAGGCCACACUGUUGAUUAUUGUAGGAAAAAGAAGAGGACCAUUGCUGCAGAAAAUGCAGGCAGCAAUAUCAACCUUGCCGAUACAGGGGCAAACGACACUAAUCUUGCCUUGGUGAACAAUCAUGGAAAUCUUUCACUCUCGAAUGCAGAAUACCAGCAAGUCAUGGCUCUCCUUAAUCGACUUCAGUCCCCUUCCUCCAGCCAACAGCAGCAGCCUAACAGGUCCAUAUAUAACUCCACUGCUCACCAUGUCGGUAAUCCCUCGGCUUUCACUCACUUCUCAGGACCUACACAUGGGGAAGACGAUUGGGACGGGGUAUGAGAAAGAUGGCUUGUUCUUCUUACACACUAGACCGCCAACAAUUCUUUGCAACACAUCCACAUCGGAUACUUUAUGGCAUCAACGAGUCGGUCAUCCAUCUCAGCAAAUA
Mercurialis annua (annual mercury) is the source of this 1401-nucleotide messenger RNA. RefSeq lists its product as uncharacterized. Lineage: Eukaryota; Viridiplantae; Streptophyta; Magnoliopsida; Malpighiales; Euphorbiaceae. The transcript is spliced from 2 exons. The coding region runs from base 102 to 1292 and encodes 396 amino acids. The record is from RefSeq and is a predicted model, not a curated record. Gene Ontology annotation, molecular function: nucleic acid binding; zinc ion binding.